UGUCGCCGCCUAGUGGUUUCCAAAUACGCAGAGCACAACACGACGACGGGCACGACUUCAGAGCCAGAGUGUGAGUAGUGUCAAGGCAGAAAGAUCGUGUCGCUUGCCUCAACUCUCGGCUUUAACCUGAUUCUGCUGUCGGCGACCCUACAGUCUCUCACCGAUCUGUAAGUGCUGUCGUUACUUCUGAAUCUCCACCCGCCCAUUCCUCAUUUGUAAUCUUAUGUGAUCUCAAGGCAUGGAUGUCACGGUGAGCCUUGGCAGAAUCAAAGGUUGUAAUCCGAAUUGAGUACAGUCUGCGAGGAUUUAGCACUGGUUUACACAAUCGGCUAACUUGACAUUCAAGUUGCAAGGAAGAAGUGAAGCCUUGUGAAAGCUCCUUGUAGUGAAAGUGGAAACCGACUUGACCGUAACUGCUACAGAUAUGUUUUGACGGGUGAACGACCGACUUCGGAAUGAAGGCGGCCGUACAGACCGGGAGACGGUGGCCCUUCCAGCGGUUCUGCUGCGGUGGAGUUGGGCUUCUCGCGGUCAUUUGGCUCGCACAGGUCGCGCACGUGACAGAGCCAGACUCAUCCGGGUCUCAUUUACGAGAGGAUGAUAUUCCAGUCCAUUCCGGACGCAGACUGAUGCAGGAGAGGACGGAAGAGAACCGCACCAAGGACAUUCUUAGACCAGCCAUCCAUGAGUUUCCAGAAGAUAUCUUUACUAAGGAGCAGCUGAAGCGAGGGGCCGUUCUGUUACAUGUGUUGUGUGCUAUCUACAUGUUCUAUGCUCUUGCCAUUGUCUGUGAUGACUACUUUGUCCCUUCGCUGGAGAAAAUAUCAGAGAACCUCCAGCUCAGUGAGGAUGUGGCAGGAGCAACCUUCAUGGCUGCUGGAAGCUCAGCGCCAGAGCUCUUCACCUCUCUCAUUGCUGUGUUCAUCACUAAGGGAGACGUGGGUGUCGGCACCAUUGUGGGCUCAGCAGUCUUCAACAUCCUGGUCAUCAUUGGUGUGUGUGGCAUCUUUGCUGGCCAGGCGGUGGAUCUGACGUGGUGGUCUCUGUUCAGGGACUCCACCUACUACAUCUUCUCUGUGCUGGCUCUCAUCCUGGUGAUCUAUGAUGCCAAAGUUGUCUGGUGGGAAGCAGUGCUCCUAAUGUCCAUGUAUGUGGUCUACAUUGUUAUAAUGAAGUUCAACUCCCAGCUCUUGGGGUGCGUGCAGCGUCACUCUGGGGGUCCAAGUCAGUGUUGCCGAGGCAGUGAGGGACACAGAGAUGAGGAGAUGGCUGGGGACGGACCGGCCUGCAACACCAGCAUGGUGCUGCUUAAGAAAGGCCAACCUCAGGUUCCGGAGUCCCCCCCAGUGGUGAUGGUGGACGAGCUCCUCAUCCUCCACCCCCACCAGCUGUCCUUCUCCGAGGCCGGCCUGCGCAUCAUGAUCACUCCCCACUUCUCGCCCCGCACCAGGCUCAGCAUGGCCGGACGGAUGCUCAUCAGUGAGAGGCAGCGGCUGAUCAGGUGUCCCAACAGCCAGCUGUACGGGGCCUCCGGAGUGGGAGGGACCCCGCUGAAGGCGGCGGGCUCCGGGGGUCUGGAGAACGGGGGCAGCGUGGAGAGGCAGAGCCCCGACGGGGCCGUGCCAGGGGACGCGGGAGAGAAGCCCGGCAUGGAGGGCUGCCAGGCGGAGGAAGAGGAUGACGGCGAAGGGCCGUUUAGGCCUCUUCACUGGCCAGGUGGUUGCUGUGCGCGGGUCAAGUGGCUGAUCUCCUGGCCCCUGGGGCUGCUGCUCUACUGCACGGUACCUAACUGUGUGUUCCCCCGGUGGCACCGCUGGUUCAUGGUCACGUUCUUGGCCUCCACCCUGUGGAUAGCCAUCUUCUCCUACCUCAUGGUGUGGAUGGUCACCGUCAUCAGCUACACACUAGAUAUCCCUGACUACAUCAUGGGUAUCACCUUCCUGGCUGCGGGAACCAGCGUACCAGACUGUAUGGCCAGCCUCAUUGUAGCUCGGCAAGGUAUGGGGGACAUGGCGGUGUCUAACUCCAUUGGCAGUAAUAUAUUUGAUAUCCUGUUGGGGCUGGGGUUCCCCUGGGCUCUUCGCACUCUGGUGGUAGACAGCGGAUCGUCGGUCCACAUCAACAACAAGGGCCUAGUAUAUUCUGUCGUCUUGCUGCUGGCCUCCGUCUUCCUCACAGUAAUGAGUGUCCAUCUGAACCACUGGAAGUUGGACCGCCGACUGGGCCUGGGGCUGAUAUUCCUCUAUGCCAUCUUCCUGCUCAGCUCCAUCCUCUUCGGGCAAAUGUGAGGCUGACUCUGGGGUCAAAGUCAACCCCUAUACGCCUUCCUGUAAGCGGCCACAUCCAGGAGUCCUCUGUCUCCCAGAGACCCUCCCUCCUAAAGCCAAAAACAGAGCCGCAGCUUCAUUGUGCUUAAAGUGAACGUGUACCAUGUACCACAAACAGGAUACGACAUUAUUGGGUGACAUUAUACACAUACACACACACUCAAACACUUGGUGUAGUCUUUUUUUCUGUAGCACAAACCUUUUUAUUUCCUGAGUGCAGUAUGAAAACACAUAACAACUCAGCACAUUCAGCUGUCAACAUGAAGAAAUAAUACAGUGGACUUGUCCUCCUGUUUUCUUUACCUUACGUUUGGAAGCGUCGUGUUUGUUUUGAAUGUACACCCUAGCUGAAAGUACCUUGUUAUGUGGUGAUUCACUAUGUUCAUAUGUGCAAAUGUGUAGCAGUGCCGGAGUACAGUCGAGCAUGAGAAUCAGUAAGGUACAUAGCAAUAGGACAAAUGGACACGCUAACGUGUCGGCAUAGACUUAGAGAACAUAUUAAUAAAAGAUGCAGAUUAUUAUCUGACUAUAUUUUGUAAAGUGUUCCUCCAAAGAGGAUUCAUGAAGAAUUCUUUGCCUAACUGCUUUUGAACAAGUAUUGUUACAGACUAAGUAAAUGAUCUAACGUAAAAAGAAUCUAAGAUUUAGCAUUUUUAGAAGUGUUAUGACUAUUGUUAUUCCUAUAUACAUGUUUCUAUGAGUGUCACAACCUUUGAUAACAUGCGUACGGGUCUGUUGUAAUAAGUCACUAUGUUUAGGUAUGAUCAGUGUUUGGAAGAAAAUAUUUCUGUACAUUUCUGAGUUUUUCAGUAUUACUGUACAACAAAUAUUAAGUCUACAGGACCAUACUUUUUACUGUUUCUAAAUGUUUACUAAAUAUUUUACAUAGUUUUACAAAAAAAUGAAUGUCAGACAGAAACUAGAUUUGUGAUGUUUUUGUAAUUUAUAAGAACUAGAUAACAUUCUUCCUAUGAUAUUUGUGAGAAUGUCCUGUACUGCAAUGGAAAAUAUCUUUAUUUUUGUCACUUCGUACGGUGAUACUAAGACUCAACGCUUCAGAUCGGCACAGUCCACCAAGAUCUGAUGAAAGGAAAAUAAGGUUGUAUUGAGUAAAGUCACUUUCUAAGCCACUAUUAGGUUAAUAAACCCAGCUUAGAUCCUUUUUAGCACUGAAUUCCCUUGAUAUGGUAUCUUUAUUUAUUAUUUCCAGUAGAUUUUAUAUUUUCCUCUGUCAAGUGCUUGUGAUUACAAUAAGCAUUGGUAUGCGUUGCAAAAUACUAUGUUCUCAAACGUUUUUGGUAUUUAUUUACAGAAUUGUUUCUUUCUUAACCACAGUGGUACCUGAAAUAAUUGUGAUUUCAAAUCAAAUGACUUUUUGCCAAAUGAAAGGACUGCAGAAUAUACUUGUGAUUGAAUUUUUAAUUUAGUUUUUUGCUUUCAGCCACUGACAAACAACAUUUGUAACAUUUCCAAUGAGGCUCAUAUGUUUAAGAGGAGUAGGCUACAGACUGUUGAGUAUUGUUCAUGCUUGUUGCUGGUGCUGCUAAAUAUCCCAUGUGUAGCUAGUUAACUGUUGUAUGUCCAGAAAAGGCUUCCUACCUAUAUAGGAAGACCACCAAGGAGUCGCCACUACCAUCCAAGCAGUCAUAAAUCCUGCCUCUGUUAGCAGAGCAGGUCAGGGCACCAAAUAAAACAAUUUUAGUUCUGACAUGAAGCAGCCAUGUUUGAAGUGUGUUCUUCCUUAAUAUUUAAUUAUUUUAGGUUGAAACCACCAGAUAUUCCAGCACUGAGAUUUAUUUCUUUAGAGAUGAUCUCUGAUCAUUGAGAACUUUUGUAUGUUGUUGAGUGCAAUAAAUAAAAUCUGUGCAA
Messenger RNA from Esox lucius (northern pike), 4196 nucleotides. Its product is annotated as sodium/potassium/calcium exchanger 3. Bases 456 to 2288 code for a protein of 610 amino acids. The record is from RefSeq and is a predicted model, not a curated record. The transcript is spliced from 17 exons. Gene Ontology annotation, molecular function: calcium, potassium:sodium antiporter activity; calcium channel activity. Gene Ontology annotation, biological process: calcium ion transmembrane transport; intracellular calcium ion homeostasis. Gene Ontology annotation, cellular component: membrane. Lineage: Eukaryota; Metazoa; Chordata; Actinopteri; Esociformes; Esocidae.